CAAGCUAGGGUUCAUGUCCUGGUUCUGGUAUUCAUAGCUAGCGCGCUGCGAGAAACAACACUGCCGCAACGCAACCGUUAGCAAACACACGAACACUGUGUGACCUUUCGUCGAACACUUGGAAGGCACAAUGGGAGGGAGGAAGAAGAAGUUCAUCGACAAGAAGAACUCUGCUACCUUCCAACUCAUCGCUCGCGACUCCUCCGACCCUUCCUUCUCCCACUCCGAUCGCGUCUUCGUCCGCGUCGACAACAACCCUGUCUCCAUCCCCGUCGCUGCCGACUCCAUUUACGAAGACGCCCCUGACGACGGCGACGACGACGACGACGAAUACGGCGCCGGACUCGACGGCGGUCCGCUGCCGGAGGACGUCAGGCGCGAGAUUCUCGAGCUAGGGUUUCCGGAUGAUGGCUACAACUACUUGAGUCACUUAAGGGAAAUCAAGAACACUGGCGCUGGUUCUUCCUUCUUUCACAACCCCAAGUUCAAGCUUCAGCACCUCCCUCGAGAUGUUAAGGCGUAUGAUGCUUCGAGGUUGCAAAUUUCUGAGGCUGGUGGAGAGCCUGAGGAGAAUUCCUUGUACAGUGUUGCAUCCAAGACUACCAGUGUAAGGAUUCAGAAAGCGGUUGAUCCUGAAGUGGCUGCAUUGCUUGAUGAUAGCGAUGUGUCACGGUUGGGCUCUGAUGUCGAAGAUUUGGAAGAAGACUUUGUUGUCAGGGCCAAUCUAGAUGAAGAUGAUGAAGAGAAGGAUCGUGUAUGCAAUGGAAUGAAUUUCGCUAUGGAAUCUGUGAUAAAUGGAAACCAAAACAAUGGGCAGGCACUGCAAGUUUCUGCCCAUUCCAGAGUUACAGAUGGCUUUGUACCUUUGGAUGGGGCUACAGAUGGUGUACCAGGAGUGGACUGUGUUGGUGAGAAGCCAAGAGUUCGUCGUUUGCUGGAUGAACAAUUUGAUUUGCUUGAACGCCAAGAAUAUGGAUCUGAUGAUGACUAUGAUGAUGAUGGUGAUGAUUAUUAUGAAAAUUAUCAAGCUGAUGAAGAUGUGUCCCUUGCUGAGAAGCUUAAACGCUCUCUCAACAACAAUGUGAUGGAUGAUCUAGAACUUGAUGAUGAUAAGUAUAAGGUUCCUGCAGAUUUAUUGAAGAAUAAAGAUGCCCCGCAUGAGGAACAAGAGGAGCCUGCUGCUGAUGUAAUUCGCCGUUGCAAGGAAUAUGCUGAGGAGUACGAAGUUGAAGAUGAAGACAAGGAUGUUGUAUUUGUACAAGAAAGUAGUGAUGAAUCAGAAGCUUGGGAUUGUGAGACUAUUGUUUCGACGUACUCUAAUUUAGAUAACCACCCUGGAAAGAUUGAAGCGCCUGGAGUAUCUAGGAAAAAGAAAUUGGCUGAAACUGUGUCUGCGGCCUUGAGUUCCUCUAGUCAAAUAAUAUCCCUUAGAGGAAAACAGAAUCUCCCCGUAGACUUCUUGCCUAGUGGUAGGAAACCGACCACUGAAAAGGCUAAAGGCCCGAGCAUCGAAAGAACUGAACAGUUUAAGAGAAAACAACAUGGCCUUGAGUCAAAGGAGGAGAAGAAAGAACGGAAGGCUGCUGUCAAGGAGGAACGCCGUGAGGCGCGUCGCAUGAAAAAAGAAAUGAAAGAGCUUUAUAAAUGUGAAGCACAUCGAGCACAGAGAGCUGCUGCUGUGUCUGGUCCUUCUUCCAUUCAUCUUAUAUAAGUUAAUUCCAAGUACUGGCUUCUCACUCGCGUGUCUGCUAUUCCACUUCUGUGAAGCUUGUGAGGUCUUUGAUGUCUUCGUACAUCAUGACAGUUUUGCCACUUGAACAUUGCACGGGAAUUUUGCGAGUCUUUUUGCCCAAACAAAAACGUGCUCAGAGUUUUGUUAUUCUUAUACAUAAAGGUUAAGCAAAAAUAGUUAUUUUGUUUUUGCUGAGGUGAGUGUUUUAGUGGCUUUUGUUUUGGCCUAAGUUAUACAGGGGCUAUGCAAAUAGUUUUAAUUAUCUUUCUGUGUUUUGUUUUUUAUAUGGUCUAGUGAACAAAGGCUAUGGCUAUCAAUUAUAUUUUAUGCCUUUUGGCCAAUAUAUUAUGAUGUAUGUAACAACUAAUUUAGCUAUUUAGAAUUAUGAAGUGA
Messenger RNA from Cajanus cajan (pigeon pea), 2125 nucleotides. RefSeq lists its product as uncharacterized. NCBI's taxonomy places the organism in Eukaryota, Viridiplantae, Streptophyta, Magnoliopsida, Fabales, Fabaceae. Gene Ontology annotation, biological process: ribosomal small subunit export from nucleus; ribosomal small subunit biogenesis. The record is from RefSeq and is a predicted model, not a curated record. Gene Ontology annotation, cellular component: preribosome, small subunit precursor; nucleus; cytosol.